UAUGAUAUUUUCCAAACAUGAACCACUGGGCCAAAGUUAUAACUACUCAAGAAUAACAGAAUAUAGGCAGGGCAGUAUCGUGGUCCUGUGUACUCUUCACAUGGUCAAGCAGUACCCGUCUGACCAGCUCCAGCAGUAUGUGGACAGUGUCCUGGAGGACAUCCCGCUGGACCAAGACGGCAGCAAGAAACUGGGACGCUUUACAUUGGACAGCAGUAGUAUUAAGCUGAAAGUGAGGGUAAUGGACAAGAAUGGCUAUGAUAACCUAAGUACAACAGUGUCAAGUAUAUGGUCAACAUCAAGUACAGCUCGGUCCACGACCACUGCCACACCUACAACUACUGCUACAACAACUACCACACCCAGCACUACUACGACUGUCACGACCACGCCCACUACAUUGCCCCCUAUGUUUGAUAUACGUCUGGUUAACGGCAGUGGACCACAUGAAGGAAGAGUGGAGGUGUUCAUCAGUAACCAGUGGGGAACUGUUUGCGAUGAUCUUUGGGACGAUAACGAUGCUGCUGUGGUCUGUAGACAACUGGGAUACAGUGGGGUCGCAGUGGCACGCAGACAGGCGCACUUUGGUUCAGGCACAGGGCCAGUCUUCCGUGACGAUGUCGGUUGCCAUGGAGAGGAGGCAUAUCUGGCUCUGUGCACGCAUGAUGAGAUGGGACGUGAAGCAUGCAGCCACAGGGAGGACGCAGGCGUCACAUGCGAUGUUGUUACCACAACGUAUUCGUCCACAAGUAGGUCUACGCUGCAUUUCUCUUCAUAUAAGACCAUGNAGUAA
This is a messenger RNA of Lingula anatina, 793 nucleotides long. RefSeq names its product scavenger receptor cysteine-rich type 1 protein M130-like. NCBI's taxonomy places the organism in Eukaryota, Metazoa, Brachiopoda, Lingulata, Lingulida, Lingulidae. The record is from RefSeq and is a predicted model, not a curated record. Gene Ontology annotation, cellular component: membrane. Gene Ontology annotation, molecular function: protein binding.